GACAGUUGUCUCUUCGAAACGUUUGAUUACAAGCAUUCAAGAUCUGAUGAAGUUGAGGUGACAAUGUCUUCAGAAAUCAAUGUGAUCAAUUUUGGUGCAGGACCAGCAAAAUUACCGAAAGAAGUUCUACUAGAUGUCCAGAAAGAAUUUCUAUCAUAUCAGAAUGAAGGUAUGGGUAUUGUCGAAAUAAGUCAUAGAAGUGAGGAAUAUGCUAAAAUCAAUAGUAGUGCCCAAAGUACAUUGAGAGAAUUGUUAAAUGUUCCAGUCAACUACAAAAUCCUCUUUAUGCAUGGAGGGGGUCAAGGGGCAUUCUCGGCGAUCCCCAUGAACCUCAUGAGCCGAACCGGAAAAGCCGAUUACUUAGUAACCGGCACGUGGUCUUCAGUAGCAGCCAAUGAAGCCAAAAAGUACGGGCAAGUGAAUAUCGUCAAUGCUAGGAUCCCAGGGGGCAUCCCUGAUCCAAAAACCUGGAAGUUGAACUCGGAUGCUUCGUAUGUCUUCUAUUGUGAUAAUGACACUAUUGACGGUGUUGAAUUUUCAUUCAUUCCCGAAACCGAAGACAUACCCCUGGUAGCAGAUAUGAGUUCAAACUUGUUAACCAAGAAGCUGGAUGUUUCGAAGAAAACUAUAACUUUAUAUGUAUAUGUAUUGAAUGUAAAUACUCUGAAGAUGGUCUAUUCUGCACUAGUUGAGUCAAUUAUCAACUAUGGGUUGGUAGUUUGGGGUAAUGCUUGUAAGAGUACCAUGUCAUCUCUUCAUGUAGCACAAAAAUAUGUUCUGAAAAUUAUGUUACACAAGUCUAGGCUGUUCCCAUCCGAGUUGUUAUUUAAAGAAAGCAAAUUGCUAAACAUUGAUCAGCUAUAUAUUAAAUCUACUAUUAGAUUCAUGAUCAUGAAAAAAUAUUACAGAAGUGUACUACAACACAAACUGAACACAAGAGCAGCAGUUAGACAGAAUAUCUUCGUUCCGCAUGUGGCGCGUUCAGCGACACAAGCGCACAUUGCUUAUAUAGGGCCAAAAGUUUAUAACAUUUUACCACUGCACCUUAGAAAUAAGCCCUACAAACAAGUUAAACACCAUGUCAAUAGAUGGAUAGUAGAAAGUGAGGUGACUUUUGGUGUGAUUUUCGCAGCCUCUCAGAAAAACCUAGGACCAGCUAGUGUGGCUGUGCUUAUAGUCCGUGAGGAUUUACUGGGGAAUGCAACAGAAUAUUGUCCUUCGAUACUAGAUUUCACAAUUCUUGAUAAAAUGGAUUCUAUUUUGAAUACCCCACCUAUUUUCUCAAUAUAUGUUAUGGAUAAAGUUUUUCAUUGGAUCAGAAAAAGCGGUGGUCUGACGGUAAUGGAAACUCUUAGUGAACAAAAGAGCAGCCUGGUCUACAAUACAUUGGAGCUCCAUAACACUUUCUACUUUUCUCCCGUCUGCAAAAAUGCGCGGAGCAGGAUAAAUAUUCCUUUCCGUAUCGGGAAAUCUAACGGAGAUGAAGAAUUGGAGGAUCAGUUCCUCAGAGAAGCCGAAGAAAGAAAUAUGCUCCAACUAAAAGGUCAUCAUCUCGUCGGUGGCAUCAGAGUCAGCCUUUUCAAUUCCAUCACUGUGCAGGAAAAACCCUUCGGAGUAUUCUUUAUCAUUAUCCCUUUUGAAGUUUAUUCUCUAAUAGAUGUAGAAUAUAACUUAGGCAACUCCCGCUUACAGUUUGUGACAUGGUGGAGGCGCCAAUGGCUCGUUCCUGAGGGAGACUUGGGACGUUUCAUGUCUCCCUCAUUUUAUGUCAUAAGAAAUGAGCAGAUGAUCCCAAAUUACAUCAUCGAACAAGCCGCUAACGAAUACAAAAAUAAUGGGGGCUGCAAAAAGAGAUCUCAACCACACCAAGAUACUGGACAAGAUGAAAAUCCAUGCCGUGAAAACAUUCGCUGGAAAGGAAAAUCACGAAAAUCCUCGCGUCAGGGAGGCGACAAACCAAAAUCCCCGAUUCCGGGAAAGGCACAAACGUUCAAGAACCCAACUCUUGGACAGGACAUAGAAAAUGGGACAGCCUGUACAUACAUAGGUUAUUGCACAAAGUCAAUUACAAAAGCUCUAGAAAAGAAAGGGGUUCCAUCCCUCCUGUGUCGAUGGAUAAACGCCAGCUUGGAAAAAAGGGUAAUUAUAUCAUCCAUUGGCGAAACCACAGUCACAGCUAGAACAGGUAGGGGCUGUCCGCAAGGAGGGGUGUUAUCACCUCUCCUAUGGGCUAUCCUAGUAGACGAAUUACUGAAGAGGCUAACAUCCAAAGGUAUGCAUUGCUUAGGGUACGCCGACGAUGUUGCGAUUAUUGCAAAAGGCAAAUUCGCAGGAACAGUCUCGGAACACACCCAAACUGCUCUAAACAUAAUUAACAAGUGGUGUCAAGAGGAGGAACUAACUGUGAACCCUCUUAAAACCACGAUAGUGGUUUUUACUAAGAAGAAAGUACUGAGAGGGCUGAAGCCACCAGUUCUUAACGGGGUAGAAAUUCCAAUUGCACAAGAGGUAAAAUACUUGGGAGUCAUCUUCGACCACAAGCUGACAUGGAAUCAACACCUACAGAAAAUAAUCCAGAAAAGCACGAUAGCCCUCAACCUGUGCAGAAGAAUGUGCGGGAAAAACUGGGGGUUAAAACCAAAAAUGAUCAUAUGGCUAUACCGGGUGACACAGGUUAUCGGGCCACCCCUGUAA
Molecule: messenger RNA, 2694 nt
Organism: Phaedon cochleariae (mustard beetle)
Lineage: Eukaryota; Metazoa; Arthropoda; Insecta; Coleoptera; Chrysomelidae
Source: the annotation of a GenBank genome assembly